AUGAGCUGGCUCAACUCAUUUGACCCAGCAGCUCCCACACGUUCGUUAGGUGAGCCAGACAGCCUUUCUCAGAGCCGUCAAGAGCCACGUUCGAACGCUAGAUGGCCGGCACGUACCCAGGGCACAUUUCAGAACUCAACCGCAGGGCCUUCAACUGCUCGCACCAGGAACGAAGCACCCUCACAAGUUUCAGCGUGCCCUCCUCCGACAGCUGGAAACGCUCAUAUCUUCCGACCACCUUCAUCGGCGGCAUUUAAAAGCUCUAUCUACGCUCACCGUCCGCCUCGAUUGCCGAACAGUAUCAAAGCCGCUCCACCCUCAGCAGCAUUGAGGCCAGAGGAUGCACAACCGAAUGAGCACCAGAUUAGGACAAAACCGUGGGAAAUCGAUGCACCUCCAUCGAUAGGCAAGUCCAAGUCGAGCCAUCAUGCGCUUCCUUUGAGGGUAACGACUCCAUUGCAGGCUUCUCAGCCAACAUCUGAAUUCGCUGCGAGAUCUUCUUUACCUCUCUCAACCCAGGCUCAGCGCUCGUUACCUCGGCAUUUACCGUCUCGACCGUCGGACAAGCAGACUCAAGGUAUGCCUCGGUCGCAACUACAGGACCGGCGACCAUCACAGAAACGACGUUGGUCCCUUCAACAAACACAAACAAAGCCGCAGCCAGAACUUGAACUACAGUCACAGGUACAACCUGGAAAUCAGUCACAACCAUCGUUUGCACCAUAUACCCGGGCACCCCCCAGGACUGCGAAUGCGAAGAAGAGAAAGUUCAAGAAACCGCCGAACAAAGAGACGGCACGACAAAAGCAGCAUCGCAGAGGGAUCAGGGAGCAAGAAAAUAAGCAGAAUGACCGUGAACCUAACCAGGACGCGCGCCACGCUAGACAGCCACCGACUGGAGAUCGAAAGGUUGACCGAGCUGAAUCAUCCUCAUACAAAGUGGCGCGAAUUGGGCCUCUAAUAGAGGCAUCAUUGUCGGUAGAGGCAACAUUAUCGGACGAUACAACUUGUUUGCCUCAGUCCUCAUUGAGCACACGCACUUCUUCGCCACCGCCAUCGCCACCGCACGGGGACACACUACAGCUGAACAGACAUGCUCCAGAGUCUUUGUGCAAUGACGUUAAAGGUCAAGGUCUCGGAGCACAAAAUUCUGGUUCGGCGCUCCAUCUAGCCACUUCGUCUCAACUCCGCAGCACCCUUUCCACGUCCAACAAAUGGGGGGAAGCAGCAGAGAUCUCUGAGAAGCAUGCAAAGCUCAGAGACGGGGCGGGAGCCUCUCUACUCGCUGAAGUGGUGGCUAAAUCUGCGAAGUGGCCUACGGAUAACUGUUCCGUGACUGCGGCGAACUCAAGCGAGCUUGAGGAAGCCCUUGAGCCAGUAUCUGAUACGUCUGCAAGGGCCACAGAGGCAUUGGCAGACGCCGCGACGGCGGAAGGUGACAAAAAAGACAAACUUCUUGACGGGACUUUGCUCAGCUCGGAGAAGCGGCUCGAGGGCAGCACACCUAUCGAGAUCAGUGAUGGUGUCGAAGAUGAAGAUGACCGUCCUUUGGUUGACAGCCUUCAAGUGACGCGACGCAGUGGACAAGCCAAUCUUGCGAACGAAACUCAGUUUGCAGACAGCGCUAAUUCCGAUCCAGACGAAGAUGUUCCUUUGCAAGAACUCAUGCAACGCCGCUCUUCCGAAGAACCUUCCACGGCAAGCGCCAUCGACAAAAGUUUGAAAUGGCGUUCGGCCCCCUUGACACAGACAGUCGCCCGAGCCUUUGAUGGCGCUCGCACUUUAUCGAUCAAAUUUUUUGUACCUCUGGCUAGUUCGGCUAUGCAAGAUCGAGCCUGCACCGCUUUGCGCAAUAGAGGAGCAGUAUUCGACGCAGCUAUUGGUGUCAGCGAACACGGCCGAGUUGCGACGUUCUCGGAGGAGCUCAUCAGUCGAUCUUGCCGAGGCAAGCAUGAGCAGCCAAGCAAGAUGUUGCGCUUCCAAGCACGAGAUCUGGACAAGAAAGUCAAGGGAGAGAAAUCUUCUAUCGACAAAGUAGAAGACGUUUCGCGUCUCACCUCCAAGGUAUGUGGUAUUGCCUCGUCGACGAAAAAGCCGCUCGGGUUAGGAAACCACCAAGACUACCCAUGCCAGGUGAGCCUAGUCACCGUCAAUGAUCGGGAACGGGCCAAUCGUACAUAUUAUCUGGACGAGCGUCCGCAUGCGUGGGGCGUCGCCAGCAUCUGUCAUUUUCCGCGUACCGAUCCGAAAGAUGCUUCCUCGAUCGACUUUGCGACGGGUGGAAUUGAUGGCAUUGUCAAUCACUGGCAUUGGAAAGCGCGUUCCACCAGCGCAGAAACUUUCCGCUUACAUACUCUGCACGAUGCUAAACCGAUUGUUGCGCUUGAGCAUCUCCCGUCAAGCUCAAGCGUCCUCGCCUCCGCUUCAAUCGGAACUGUGAUUGGGUUCGACCUGACAGCGCUCACGCUAGGUUUCUGCUGGAACACUAGUGAUCAUAUCGUCCACCUAAAACGGACUCCGGAUCCGCGUCUCAUGCUCGGCGUACUAGCGCGACGAGACUACGACCAGUUUCGCCUGUUUGACAUCACGGGUCGCAACGGGCCUAUUUCGAGACCGGUGAUCUCCUUUGGUUGGCUCAACGAUUCUCUUGGUAAGGUGCGGUUGGGAAAGGGCAGUUUCCAUCCAACCAGACGCGCGCUUUUUGCGCACGGAGGAGAGGAUGGAAGGGUGAGAGUGUGGGAUAUGCGGAAUGCAAGAGAUCCGCUGAUCGAUGAAAGGCUCAUAGAUGGUCCAAUUGUUGAAACGAUAUGGGGGAGUGAGGUGAAGGGCGAAGAGGACGAAGAAGGCCUGUUGUAUGUGGCGACAAGCAAAGGCGUUGCUAGUCUUUCAUUACUCGCUCCCCGAUCUCCUCAGAUCUCCGAGCAUUUGGAUUGA
This is a messenger RNA of Mycosarcoma maydis (corn smut), 2934 nucleotides long. RefSeq lists its product as uncharacterized. The record is from RefSeq and is a predicted model, not a curated record. The coding region runs from base 1 to 2934 and encodes 977 amino acids. The transcript has a single exon. Gene Ontology annotation, molecular function: protein binding. NCBI's taxonomy places the organism in Eukaryota, Fungi, Basidiomycota, Ustilaginomycetes, Ustilaginales.